UAUGCUCUAUAAUGACAAAGGUCAACGGUGUGUAGCGGGACAGUAUAUAAAGGCGUCCGCCGCACUUCUGCGCCAGUCGUCCCAGUAGCCUUAUCCUGGAGUGCUGAGGAAGACCAGGACUGCAGCCAUGAAGCUUUUGGUAGCGUUGUGUCUGAUGGCGGCGGGCGUCAGCGCCCAGUACGGGCAAUCUGGCAUCGUCUUUCCUGACGGAAGGCUGAAGCAAUUCACCCGUGAGGAGGCUGACAACGUCGCUGAAAUCGGGGAGUCUGGAGUGGUCUUUAAGGACGGAUCACACAAGCAGUUUGACAUGGAAUUUGCUACCCUGCACAACAACCUCCCUGCCCCAGCCAGGCCAGAGCCCGUGGCCUUCGGUCCCUACAGCUACACUGGCAUCGUCAUGCCCGACGGCAACAACAGGCAGUUCACCCAUGAUGAGCACACCAACAUUCUCGUGGUCGGCCCCUCAGGCGUCGUGACUGCUGACGGCAAGAACCUGCAGCUGGAUCAGGAAGGCCUCCCUCUCCCACUCCGCAGGAAGCGAGGCGCUUCUGAGGCUGUGGUUGGCGAAUCCGGCAUCAUCACUCCGAGUGGACAGCUUAUCCAGCUUCCUCCUGGUGUGUCAGUUGUUGCUGCUGGGCCUUCUGCUGCUCUUCUCUCCACUGGUAAAGGUAUUCAGUACGACCGCAAGAAGCGUGCAGCACCCUCUAAGGCUGUCGUAGGAGACGGCGGCAUCAUCACCCCAGGCGGAGUUCAGUUUCAGCUUCCCCACGGCGUGUAUAUUGUCUCCAAGGGACCUUCUGCAGCUCUGCUCUCCAACGGAGAGGCUGUUCAAUAUGACGAAAAAAAGAAAUACGUAAAGCCAGGCCCCUACGGCGCUACUGGCAUCGUCAUGCCCGACGGCAAGAACGUGCAAUUCACCCAUGAUCAAUCUGCCAACGUCGCCGUAGUCGGGCCCUCUGGCGUCGUCAUGGUUGACGGCAGGAACGUGCAGCUGAACGAUGAGGGCCUCCCAUCCCGCAAGAAGCGUUCCAAGCCCGUAGUUGGCGAUUCAGGAUACAUCACCGCAAGCGGAAGGCCGGUCCAGUUUCCUCAUGGUGUCACGAUCCUAAUCGCGGGAGACACUGGCCUGCUGCUCUCCAACGGAGAAGCCGUGCAGCUGUACGAGUAAAUAUUUAUAUAAAUACAUCAUCUUGACUUCUGCUAUUUUCUCCCAAGGCAGCUACGUAUACUUUUUAUGAGACUAGAAGGACGUAGUCUCCACUGACACGUGCUACGAUUUUUUUUUUAAUUAAAUAUAUUUCUCCUUAGAGGAAUGAAUACAUUAUACCCCAAAACUAACCUGACUUGGUCUACAAAAAAAAAAAGAAGCAUCACUACGUACAGUGAGAUUAAAGAGUAGUAGAGGCAAGAAAAGGAAGAAAGCAAUGAGGGGAUGUUGGCGUAGGAAAAUGGUGAAUGAUAUUUCAAGCAAGAUAUAAUCCAUCAUAUUGACAUGAAAUUGUGUUAGCAAAAAGUGUGCAGUUCACCAUUAUCAUAAGAUGGCUGUGUGUAUGUGAUAGGAAGGAUGGAAUUGAACAAUAAAUGACGCACAUUGGA
Molecule: messenger RNA, 1596 nt
Organism: Scylla paramamosain (green mud crab)
Lineage: Eukaryota; Metazoa; Arthropoda; Malacostraca; Decapoda; Portunidae
Exons: 4
Coding region: 128-1168 (346 amino acids)
Molecular function (GO): structural constituent of cuticle
Source: RefSeq, a predicted model, not a curated record